GUAGCGCGAGUGGUGUCAGCUCUCGCGAGGCUCAGCGGCUUCAGUCUGGUCUGUGUGCGGCAGAGGCAGGAAGAUGGCGGCGCAGGACAGCGACUCCACUCAGCAACUGGCCCUCGGCAACGGCGAGGUGAGCAGCAAUGGAGCUGCAGGGGGAGAUCAGACUGUUCAGACAGCACAGGACCAGCAGCCACCACCACAGCAGCCUCCCAACACCUGGCAGGUCAUCAAAGGAGUUCUCUUCAGAAUUUUUAUAAUCUGGGCGAUCAGCAGUUGGUUCCGCCGUGGGCCCUCCACUCCGGACCAAAGCAAUCCGACGGGAGCUCCACAAGUUCCCAGCCGGAACCUCUUCCCCAGGGACACGCUCAUGGACCUCCAUAUUUACAUCUCAGAAAGUGAGCACUUCACAGAUUUUAACAACACUGAAGCACUCUUGUGGGGGCAGACAGACCUGGUGUACGGAGACUGGUCCAGCGGUGAAAACGGAGACGGGUGUUACGAACACUAUCAAGAAUUAGACGUUCCAGAGAGUGUGAAACAGAAUGGUUCUGUGUACAUCCAUGUAUAUUUCACUAAGAGUGGCUUCCACCCAGAUCCUAAACGCAAGGGGCAGUACAGACGCCUGGCGACCGCCCACAUGUCACGAAUGCUGAAUAAAUACAAACGCAAAAAAUUUCUGAAAACAAAGAACCUGCUCACUGGGGAGACAGAAAUAGAUCCUGAGAUAAUUAAGCGUGCCGAGGAUUAUGGUCCUAUUGAAGUAAUCUCUCACUGGCAUCCCAACGUGACUAUAAGCAUGGUGGACGAUCACACAGCCUGGGUGAAGGGAGCCGUGCCUCCUCCUCUAGAUCAGUACGUGAAGUUUGACGCAGUAAGUGGCGACUACUUCCCCAUUGUGUACUUCAACGACUACUGGAACCUGCAGAAGGAUUACUUCCCCAUCAACGAAACGGUGGAGAAGCUGCCCUUGCGGCUUGUCUACUGCCCGCUGUCUCUGUGGCGCUGGCAGCUGUACACCGCUCAGAGCACCAAGUCUCCCUGGAACUUCCUGGGAGAGGACUUGUACGAGCAGUCGGACGAGGACCAGGACUCUGUCAAGGUGGCUCUACUGGAAACAAAUCCUUAUCUUCUGGGGGUGACGAUCGUGGUGUCGAUCGUGCACAGUGUCUUUGAGUUCCUGGCCUUCAAGAAUGACAUCCAGUUCUGGAACAGUCGGCAGUCUCUGGAGGGGCUCUCCGUGCGCUCCGUGUUCUUCGGGGUGUUCCAGUCCCUCAUCGUGCUUCUCUACAUCCUCGACAACGAGACCAACUUCGUGGUCCAGGUCAGCAUCUUCAUCGGCCUGCUCAUCGACUUCUGGAAGAUCACCAAGGUCAUGGACGUCAGGCUGGACAGAGAAAACAGACUGGCAGGAAUAUUCCCACGCUUGACUUUCAAAGACAAGUCGACGUAUGUGCAGUCUUCCACCAAAAUAUACGAUGCUAUGGCAUUUAGAUACCUGUCCUGGCUUCUCUACCCCUUGCUUGGCUGCUAUGCUGUCUACAGUUUGUUGUACAAUGAGCACAAAAGCUGGUAUUCGUGGGUACUGGGCUUGCUCUAUGGCUUUUUGUUAACCUUCGGGUUCAUCACGAUGACCCCGCAGCUGUUUAUUAACUACAAGAUGAAGUCAGUGGCUCACCUCCCGUGGAGGAUGCUUACAUACAAAGCACUGAACACCUUCAUUGAUGAUCUCUUCGCCUUCGUCAUUAAGAUGCCUAUGAUGUACAGAAUAGGCUGUCUCAGAGAUGAUGUAGUGUUUUUCAUUUACCUGUAUCAGCGCUGGAUAUACAGAGUGGACCCGACUCGAAUGAACGAGUUUGGAACGAGUGGAGUGGAACCCGGGCAGGCAGCAACAGAACAGAUUGCUGGCACAGAGAGUGAACCUGCUGCAGCAAUAACAGACAAACCCGACGGGCAGAAGAAGAACGAUUAGCAGGAGCAGUGCUUCAGUGUCAGAGUGAUGAGGACAGGAGGAAGAAUGGAAACAAAGCAACUCUCUUCUGAGAUCUGGGAUCUGACUUUUUUUUUUUUAUAUAUAUUCCAGUUAACUUUUUUUUUUUUUUUUUUUAUAUUUGGUGAAGUAUAAUGUGACGUACUGUUUUUGUUUCGUGGCUGGGGAGGGGUCGCAACACAUAUCUCUGUAUUUAAAGAGUAGAAACCAUCACUGGAUCAUUGUGAAAUCCAUGCCAUUGUGAGACUGUUGUGUACGUUUAUUAAUAACAAGUUGGUGGGGUUUGGUUGUUUGUGUAAACCAUGGGCCACCUUGAAAAAGAGGCUGUGAAACUGCCGUGGGGGGGUGGGGUAGGUGGGGUAGGUGGGGGGCGGGGGGGUGUAGGGAGGUGAAGUCUUGAUGUUUCAAAUAAUUAACAGCUUUGUAGCUAAGAAAUGGAUUACCUGCUGCCCAGCGGUUUCUGUUGUAUGUACUGGAGCUGUACAGAAUCUAUGCUUGUAUGUUAAUUAUACUGAUGUCCAUUGUUUAGCAAUAGUUUAUGUGGAAUAAUUAAUUCUUACCCAGACCGAUAAUUUAGAAUGGUCUUGACUCUUAAAAUAUGUGUUUAAAAAAAGAAAAAAAAAAAUCUGCUUUUG
Messenger RNA from Acipenser ruthenus (sterlet), 2619 nucleotides. Its product is annotated as putative lipid scramblase CLPTM1. Lineage: Eukaryota; Metazoa; Chordata; Actinopteri; Acipenseriformes; Acipenseridae. Gene Ontology annotation, cellular component: membrane; endomembrane system. The record is from RefSeq and is a predicted model, not a curated record. Bases 74 to 1966 code for a protein of 630 amino acids. The transcript is spliced from 14 exons.